GGGAGAGCCAGCAGCCCGAGGCAGACGCGCCCGCCAUGAGGGAGAUCGUGCACAUCCAGGCGGGCCAGUGCGGGAACCAGAUCGGCACCAAGUUCUGGGAAGUGAUCAGCGAUGAGCACGGCAUCGACCCGGCCGGGGGCUACGUGGGCGACUCGGCGCUGCAGCUGGAGAGGAUCAGCGUCUACUACAACGAGUCAUCCUCUCAGAAAUACGUGCCCAGGGCUGCCCUGGUGGACUUGGAGCCAGGCACCAUGGACAGCGUGAGGUCUGGGCCUUUCGGGCAGCUCUUCCGGCCUGACAACUUCAUUUUCGGGCAGACGGGCGCCGGGAACAACUGGGCCAAGGGCCACUACACGGAGGGCGCGGAGCUGGUGGAGGCGGUGCUGGACGUGGUGCGGCGGGAGUGCGAGCACUGCGAGUGCCUGCAGGGCUUCCAGCUGACGCACUCGCUGGGCGGCGGCACGGGCUCGGGGCUGGGCACGCUGCUGCUGAGCAAGGUGCGCGAGGAGUUCCCGGACCGCAUCAUGAACACCUUCAGCGUGAUGCCGUCGCCCAAGGUGUCGGACACGGUGGUGGAGCCGUACAACGCGACGCUGUCGGUGCACCAGCUGGUGGAGAACACGGACGAGACGUACUGCAUCGACAACGAGGCGCUGUACGACAUCUGCUUCCGCACGCUCAAGCUGGCCACGCCCACCUACGGCGACCUCAACCACCUGGUGUCGGCCACCAUGAGCGGCGUCACCACGUCGCUGCGCUUCCCGGGCCAGCUCAACGCCGACCUGCGCAAGCUGGCCGUCAACAUGGUGCCCUUCCCGCGCCUGCACUUCUUCAUGCCGGGCUUCGCGCCGCUCACGGCGCGCGGCAGCCAGCAGUACCGCGCGCUCACCGUGCCCGAGCUCACGCAGCAGAUGUUCGACGCGCGCAACAUGAUGGCCGCCUGCGACCCGCGCCACGGCCGCUACCUCACCGUGGCCGCCGUGUUCCGCGGCGCCAUGUCCAUGAAGGAGGUGGACGAGCAGAUGCUGGCCGUGCAGAACAAGAACAGCAGCUACUUCGUCGAGUGGAUCCCCAACAACGUCAAGGUGGCCGUGUGCGACGUGCCCCCGCGCGGCCUCAAGAUGGCCGCCACCUUCAUCGGCAACAGCACGGCCAUCCAGGAGCUCUUCCGGCGCAUCUCGGAGCAGUUCUCCGCCAUGUUCCGCCGCAAGGCCUUCCUGCACUGGUUCACGGGCGAGGGCAUGGAUGAGAUGGAGUUCACCGAGGCCGAGAGCAACAUGAACGACCUGGUGUCCGAGUACCAGCAGUACCAGGACGCCGCCGCCCACGACGGGGAGGACGAGGCCUUCGACGACGAUGGCGACGGCGACGACGACGAGGCGGGCGAGUAGGGGCGCCUGGCGUGCCGGGCGAA
Perognathus longimembris pacificus (Pacific pocket mouse) is the source of this 1414-nucleotide messenger RNA. It is a transcript of the gene Tubb6, whose product is annotated as tubulin beta 6 class V. The record is from RefSeq and is a predicted model, not a curated record. NCBI's taxonomy places the organism in Eukaryota, Metazoa, Chordata, Mammalia, Rodentia, Heteromyidae. The transcript has 4 exons. Gene Ontology annotation, cellular component: microtubule; cytoplasm. Gene Ontology annotation, molecular function: GTPase activity; GTP binding; structural constituent of cytoskeleton. Bases 36 to 1391 code for a protein of 451 amino acids. Gene Ontology annotation, biological process: mitotic cell cycle; microtubule cytoskeleton organization.